Messenger RNA from Gossypium arboreum, 3433 nucleotides. RefSeq names its product sister chromatid cohesion protein PDS5 homolog C. NCBI's taxonomy places the organism in Eukaryota, Viridiplantae, Streptophyta, Magnoliopsida, Malvales, Malvaceae. The record is from RefSeq and is a predicted model, not a curated record. The transcript is spliced from 15 exons. Gene Ontology annotation, cellular component: chromatin; nucleus. Gene Ontology annotation, biological process: DNA repair; mitotic sister chromatid cohesion. Bases 104 to 3100 code for a protein of 998 amino acids.
AAGGCGGAAUCCGAGCAUAAGCUAUUAGGACUGUCCUUUAAAAGCCCAAAAACGGUUGCACAAAAAAAUCCGACAUAAGGAAGUAUAUAAAGUGAAAAAAGCUAUGGCGCCAUCUGAUAAAGAGUUGGAGCUGCUGUUAAUGGAGGCUGGAAACAAGCUCCUUGAACCUCCCUCCUCAGUUGAUGAGCUCAUCACUCUCCUCGAUCAAGUUGAGAGUUUUCUUUCAAGGGUGGAACAAUCACCAAGCCAAUCAAUGCAAAAUGCACUCUCUGCUUCACUUAAAGCAUUGAUUGCAGAGCAGCUUUUCAGACAUCCUGAUGAUGAUGUCAAAGUUGCAGUUGCUGCUUGCAUCAGUGAGAUAACAAGGAUAACUGCACCGGAUGCUCCUUAUCAUGAUGACCAAAUGAAGGAGGUCUUUCAACUGAUUGUAUCAUCGUUCAAAAAUUUGUCUGACAAGUCCAACCGCUCAUAUAUUAAGAGGACCUCAAUUCUUGAAACUGUUGCCAAAGUCAGAUCGUGUGUGGUGAUGUUGGAUCUUGAAUGCAAUGCUUUAAUCAUUGAGAUGUUCCAGCGUUUCCUUAACGGGAUAAGAGAUUAUCAUGCUCAUACUGUCUUUGCAUCAAUGGUGACAAUUAUGACCCUUGUGUUGGAAGAAAGUGAAGACAUAUCUAUAGAGCUGCUCUCCCCAAUCUUAGCUAGUGUAAAGAGAGAUAAUGAGGAAGUUCUUCCCAUUGCUCGGAGGUUGGGAAAGAGUGUGCUUGAAAACUGUGCAUCAAAGCUGAGACCUUACCUAACGCAAGCUGUAGAGAACUCAGGCAACUCUUUUGAAGAUUAUAGUAGUGUAGUAGCUUCCAUAUGCCAAGUGGCACCCAGUGCUGUGGCACAGAAUGAUGCUGCCACCAACAAACCUGUGGAUGAUAAGAGCAAAUCAGCAGAGGCACCUUUGGACAAUGCAGUGCAGGAGGAUAAAGAGAUUCCUAAAGAAUCAGAUUUAACUGAACAAGUUGAUCUUGCAAAUGAAAAGUCUCCCAAAUCAGUUGUUAGCAAUGCCAUUGUUCAAACUGAUGAAAACAACUCACUGGCUUCCUUAAAGAAGCAAGAGGAAGACCACCUUGCCAAUAAGUCGGAGAAUGCCAAUACAUCAACUGUUGCUGAACCUGAUGAAUUGGAAGGUGAGAAAGUGGUCAAUUUAGAUUCUAAGCUAGAGCAAAGCACCAAGGAAAAAGGGAGGAAAUUCCAUUCAAAAUCAGCGAAACCUUCUGACAGCACUCAUGUUGGUGGGAGGGAAGUUGAGACCUUAACUGACUAUAAAGAUGACAGCAAGGAUGAUGCUCAUCCACCGAAAAGUAAAAGAGAGACGGAUGUUCAGCCUUCCCUAACAAAAGUAACUAAGGAUGAAUCCAAUGAUGUUGCUUUCCCAACACCAAGUGGGACUGUACAUGAUGAGAGCCAUUUGAAAAAGGCUGCUUUGCCCAAAAGGAAAGACUGCUUGAGUAAGGAGAUCACUCCUGUUGAAGAUGUCUCCAAGGAAUCAUCUGAAGUGGCAAGUGAUUCAAAAGCAAAAACAAAUAAACGACCGGGGAAAAAGGUUUCUUUUGCAGUUUCUGAGGCUAGUGCUCCAGCUGAUGUAGAUAAAACUAAGAAAGAAAGUGGCACUGCUUCAGAGGCAAAAUCACUGAAAUCCUUUUCAAGGAAACUUGGGGAUAAGACAAGGCAAGCUCAGGGGAAAGUUAUUCCUGAGGAUGGAACAAAAAUCUCGACCAGGAAUGAUGAUGAGGAAAUGGUUGGUUCUCCAAUGGCAGUGAAGCCAAAUAAACAUGAUUCUCAGAUGGAUGAGACCCCUAAGACAAAUUCCAAGAGAAAGCAUACCGCAAGUAAAGACAAAGCAUCUGGUACCCUAGAAUAUGAUGAGAAUCUGGUGGGUUUGAAGGUGAAGGUUUGGUGGCCCAAAGACCGUGAAUUCUAUGAAGGUGUUAUUCAUUCGUUUGAUCCUAUUAAAAGGAAGCACAAGGUGUGCUAUGAUGAUGGUGAUGAAGAAAUUUUGAAUCUUAAGAGAGAGAAGUGGGCAGUGAUCUAUGAUGAGACUGCGUCAGAGAAGGAAGAUGGGGCAGAUCGUCCAAGUCCUGAUGGUUUAUCCGAAAUGUCUCAAAAGAAGAAAGCAAAAGCAGCUGAUCAACCAAGCAAGAAAGCUAAGAUGGAUGCUUUGCCAAAAAGGGGUGGAGGUGCUUCAUCUGGAAAAUCCAAGGGUGCUGUCACAAAGUCUGGUCAAAAAACGAAGGAAGAUGGUAAAGAGGAUAGCUCCAAGAGUGUGGCUAAAUCAGAAAAUGUUACCAAAGCCAAGCAGCAUACCCCUAAAAAUGGUAGUAGAUCAGUUGAUGGCGCUUCAAAAGUAGGCAACAAAUCCAAAAAUGAGGACACUGGUGAUACACCCAAGUCUACCAAAUCCAAGGAUGAUGUCGCUUCAAAAAUAGGCAACAAAUCCAAAAAUGAGGACACUGGUGACACACCCAAGUCUACCAAAUCCAAGGAGGAUGUCACUUCAAGAGUAGGCAACAAAUCCAAAAAUGAGGACACUGGUGACACACCCAAGUCUACCAAAUCCAAGGAGGAUGUCACUUCAAAAGUAGGCAACAAAUCCAAAAAUGAGGACACUGGUGACACACCCAAGUCUACCAAAUCCAAGGAGGAUGUCACUUCAAAAGUAGGCAACAAGUCCAAAAAUGAGGACACUGGUGACACAGCCAAGUCUACCAAAUCUAAGGAUGAUGACAAUGUUACGCCAAAAGCUUCCUUGUCAAAUCAAGACAAUUUGAAGACAACCGAGUCCAAGCAGGAAGCCCCCAAAGUUUCCUCCAAUCCUAAGGAUAAGCCUCUCAAAAAUGAUGGUAAACCAGACACUAAUGGUACUGGUAAAUUGAAAUCUGGUUCAUCAAAGGUGAAAGAAGGCGAGAGCAUAAAAGAGAGCUCACCUGAUUCAGCUGAGGUUGUGGAAACUGCAAAGCGGAAAACCCCAAGUUCAUCUAAGGGACAGGGAAAUGAUCCCAAGCCUGCAAAAAAGCUGCGAGAUGAGCCAAAAGCCACUUCACCUGAACCGUCAUAGCCAGCCAAGAUGGUUCUUGUCCAUUGUCGAACUUAUCUGAAUCGUAGUUUUCAUUGGAGCCUUUUUAAAUGUCCACAGUGCAGCUAGCCAUGCAUUUAGUAUUGACAUAUGCUUAGGCUUGUGGCUAGCAAAUAUUCACAGUUACUAGUGUUUUGUAGGGGUCAAAGUUUUUUAUUUUUCGGUUGGGUAAAAGAAAUUCCUGUUAUUUAAGGUGCAGCAUCAGGAUAGAUUGGAUUAGCCUUUGUUUUGUCUUUUGAUUGCAGAGCUGCUUAGAUGGAUUAAUGUAGAACCUUUGUUAAAGCAGUGGUGUUGAUUACCUUUUUUCUAUCCCAA